GAUUGGGCAUUUGCCACGAGCAGUAGGCGUAAAAGCCCCGGGGUAUUUAGAUUUCCUCCUUACUUUGUGCCCUUAAAGAUAACUCCAGGAGGCUUAAACAUCGUAUUAUCAAUUGACUAACUCCUGGAUACAAGAACGAUGCCUGUGGCCAGCAAUAGUGCUAUACAGAUAUAUUUUCUACUGACACUAGCGAUUCUUCUCACGCUGCCACAGCCUAGGGGUAUGGUUUCGGGCGCGAGUGUGAAGUCAAUCAUAAAGACAUUGGCGAGAGCCAAGGAACGUUUAGACGUAAUAACAGAAGGACCAAAUUACCAGAGCAUAUACACGGACGAUUUGGUGGAUAAAAAAGAAGAGUUUCCAUUCAUGGUUAAUUUAGAUGCUGAAUCCGUUUUAAAGUGGGGUAUAAACAGUCAUGAAAAAACAAUACGUUUUCAAGUAACCGUUCCGAAAUUGGUAUCAGGAAUCGGUGUUGGGUUUUCUAACUACGGGGAGACGUCUCAUACCGACUGGGCGUUAUUGUGGAGCGACCUGAAAGGAAAAUCACAUUUUCAGGACUAUUGGAGUGACAACAAAAGUAUUCUUCAUCGGGAUAAAGGUCAGGAUUAUCGGCUUAUUGGUCUAUCGAAGGAAGAAAAACAGACACAGCUGACGUUCGAGAGGGCGUAUGACACAUGUGACCGUCAUGAUUACGUCAUUGACAAUGGAACCACACAUAUUCUGUUUUACACAGCAGACGGUAAUAUCGCGUCACCAGAUGGCGUUAAUGUCUCCCAUACGUCACCAAUCCUCCAAAGAGUGCAGCUUCUCAAACCAGGCAUAGAGUUGCCCUCAUUGCCCGACGACGCCCACACUUUCGAAAUUCUGGCACCGAAUGUAACAGUGCCAGCGGAAGAGACCACAUAUUGGUGCUACGUGGCCACCAUGCCGCGUCUCACGGCAAAACACCACAUCGUGCAGUUCGAGGCAGUGAUUAAGCCAGGAAACGAGCAUUUAGUUCACCACAUGGAGGUGUUCCACUGUGAAGUUCCGACCAACAAAAUAGUCCCCAGCUACAACGCGCUGUGUCACGCGGAGACAAAACCAGAACAACUGAAAAGCUGCACCCGAGUAAUUGGAGCUUGGGCCAAAGGCGCACAACCUUUUGUUUACCCGUUGGAGGCUGGCUAUUCCGUUGGCGGCCCUUCCUAUUCCACUUUUGUGUUGUUAGAGGUUCAUUAUAACAACCCUGACCGUCUAAAAGGGAAGGUGGAUAGCUCUGGGAUCCGUUUCCACUACACACCCAAGCUACGCGCCUACGACGCCGGGGUGAUGGAGCUCGGGCUGAUAUACUCAAACGCGAUGGCGGUUCCACCUGGCCGUGAGAUCUUCAAACUUUCCGGGCAGUGUGUGUCUCAUUGCACAGAAAAGGGUCUUCCAAAACCUGGAAUUAAGAUAUUUGCGUCUCAACUACACACCCAUCUUACUGGACGCCGAGUUUACACGAAGCACGUUCGGGAGGGUAUGGAACUGCCCGAACUUAACCGAGAUAACCACUACAGUCCACAUUUUCAGGAAAUCCGGCUUCUACUGGAACCAAGACUCGUUUAUCCGGGAGAUGGGCUGAUAACAAUAUGCGAGGACAAUACGAUGAAGAGACAAAAUGUUACCAUGAGUGGUUUCAGUAUUGCUGACGAAAUGUGUGUGAACUACGUCCAUUACUACCCUAAAGUGGACCUGGAGGUGUGCAAGAGUUCCAUAGACCCGGGUGUGCUGUCAAGAUACUUCACCUAUAUGAAAAAAUUCUUCCAAGCGGACACGUCGCCGCAGAAGUCCUUAAGGGAAAAUUAUUCCUCCAUACCUUGGACAAAUGAGACGUCCACGCAGCUCCAGUCUCUCUACGAUAACUUUCCUCUAGAAGUGGAGUGUAGACGAUCAUCGGGGGAAUUGUUUCCGGGAACGUGGACAGACGUGUCACAAGAUCGAAUCACCAAACCGUUUCACGCAGACGAUGACCCGUGCAGCGAGGUGUCGCUGAUGCAGGAUGCGGUCAUGACCAUUGAAAAGUCGGAACUUGAUGAAAGGACUAUUUAUUAACUAUGGAACAUCGUUUUCCUUUGGGCAGUGGGCGACGUGUAUUUGAAUUUGAUCGUAAUUGAAAUUUGAAAUUCUUCAUAUUUUAACAGAUACGAUUGCAAUUUUAAAGGUGGUGGACAAUAAAUGUAGCCUAAAGGCGUUUUUCAGCAUCUACCACACCGCAUGCCAAAA
This is a messenger RNA of Lingula anatina, 2244 nucleotides long. RefSeq names its product dopamine beta-hydroxylase. Gene Ontology annotation, molecular function: copper ion binding; dopamine beta-monooxygenase activity. Gene Ontology annotation, biological process: octopamine biosynthetic process; norepinephrine biosynthetic process; dopamine catabolic process. Gene Ontology annotation, cellular component: secretory granule membrane. Lineage: Eukaryota; Metazoa; Brachiopoda; Lingulata; Lingulida; Lingulidae. The record is from RefSeq and is a predicted model, not a curated record.